AAAAAAAACUAAACUAACUCGAAGAGUGGACACACACCCAUUACAACCUAAAUUUCCAAUACAUUUGUUUUUAAAAAAAAAAAACCUGAAGCUUCCAGAUUGUGUUAUUCAUGGUUAAAAUAAGUUGGUGUUUGGAAAACCCAAUCUGAUGCUGAAAAUGUUCCUGCUUGAGGUCAGUUAUUUCAUGGUGCUGGGCACUGCCUUCGCGUCUAUAAUCUCCGUGCUGCUGCUACUUGUGGUAUCCCGUCAACUCUGGGCCUUUCGCUGGCACAUGACAAGGGACAGGACGUGUAAACUACCCCUUCCGAAGGGUUCCAUGGGUUGGCCACUGUUCGGAGAAACCUUUCACUGGCUGCUACAGGGUUCCAGUUUUCACAUCUCCAGGAGAGAGAAGUACGGAAACGUCUUUAGAACACAUCUCUUGGGAAAACCUGUUAUCCGAGUGACAGGAGCCGAGAACAUCCGUAAAAUAUUACUGGGAGAACACAAUUUAGUGAGCACACAAUGGCCCCAAAGUACUCGGAUCAUCCUUGGCGCUAACACUUUGGUUAACUCUAUUGGGUACCUCCACAAACAGAAAAGAAAGAUUUUAGCCAAAGUGUUUAGCCACACGGCUCUGGAGUCGUAUAUCCCCCGCAUUCGGGAUGUUGUCAGGACAGAGGUUGAAAGCUGGUGUGCAAAUCGGGGCUCCAUCAAUGUGUACACUUCUGCCAAAGCCCUCACUUUUCGCAUCGCAGCCCGCGUCCUUUUGGGGCUCAAUGUACAAGAUGAUCAUCUGGACUACCUUUCCAAGACUUUUGAGCAGCUUAUGGAUAACCUGUUCUCCCUUCCUCUUGACGUGCCAUUUAGUGGGCUUCGUAAAGGUAUCAAAGCUCGAGAUAUACUCCACGAAUGUAUGGAGAAGAUCAUUGCGGAAAAACUCCAGCAGAGCCAAUCAGAAGAAUACAGUGACGCACUUGAUUACAUGCUGAGCAGUGCCAAGGAACAUGGCAACGAAUUAAAUAUACAAGAGUUGAAGGAGUCUGCUGUUGAAUUUAUCUUUGCAGCCUAUUCUACCACGGCCAGCGCUAGCACCUCUCUGAUCCUGCAGCUCACCAGGCAUCCCUCUGUCGCUGAAAAAGCCAGGCAGGAGCUGGUCUCACACGGAUUUAACGGGCACAGUGCGCAGUUUAUAGGUUGCAAAAACAGAAACUCGCUGCCGACUGCCGUGGUCCACGAAGGAUCAGCAGAAAAGCGGGGUACAUACGAAGAACAUAAUUCAACAACAGAGACUAAACCUCAGAGAGGUUUUGAGGAAACCCACCACAUCACCAUCGGGCCAUCCGAUACCAUGCCAGCUACAGUGGGAGAGGGACACUAUUCUUGUCAUCAACCGUAUUUAAGUUUGGAGAAAGUGAGUCAAUUGCAUUAUCUGGACUGCGUAGUUAAAGAAGUGCUUAGGACUCUCCCGCCGGUGUCUGGGGGCUACAGGACAGCCCUGCAAACCUUUGAGCUAGACGGAUAUCAGAUUCCAAAAGGAUGGAGUGUCAUGUACAGCAUCCGAGACACCCACGAAACAGCUGCCGUUUACCAGAGCCCAGAACUGUUUGACCCGGAUCGCUUUGGAACUGAGAGGGAAGAGGGCCAGGCUGGCCGAUUCAAUUACAUCCCUUUCGGUGGAGGGGUCAGAAGCUGUAUUGGCAGAAAACUGGCACAGAUCAUAUUGAAAAUUCUAGCUGUCGAAUUACUCAAUACAGCGAGAUGGGAGCUCGCCACACCAACUUACCCAAAAAUGCAAACGGUCCCCAUUGUGCAUCCGGUGAAUGGGCUCCAUGUUUGUUUCAAUUACAUAAACUCGCACGAGGAAAACAAUGCGUCUCAGAAACCAUAGCGAGUCUAGAAGAGGUCGUUUGUAAAUAGUAAACGCAAGGCAUCAGAAUUAACUUGUAAUUAUUUAGUGUUUAAAUUAUUUUAUAUAAAUAUAUUUUAAAAAAUAACAGAAGUAUGGGAUGCCGUUGGUGUUAAUGUACUUUAAAACAAAUAUGAAGUAGAAUAAUGUCGUAUAUGCGUUGUGUUAUUGUAUAGAAAUUGUUAUUACAGAAACUAGGAUGCAGUCUAAAAUUAUAGACCUUUGGGGGGAAAAAAGCGUCUUCAGUCGUUAGACUAAACUUAUAUAUCACCAGGUGUUUGGUGAUAGAUUUUAAGAGGUGUAUUAAGCUUGUGUUAAGAA
Messenger RNA from Polyodon spathula (Mississippi paddlefish), 2209 nucleotides. RefSeq names its product cytochrome P450 26B1-like. Bases 149 to 1870 code for a protein of 573 amino acids. Gene Ontology annotation, molecular function: monooxygenase activity; oxidoreductase activity, acting on paired donors, with incorporation or reduction of molecular oxygen; heme binding. The record is from RefSeq and is a predicted model, not a curated record. Gene Ontology annotation, biological process: sterol metabolic process. The transcript has 6 exons. Lineage: Eukaryota; Metazoa; Chordata; Actinopteri; Acipenseriformes; Polyodontidae.